UAUAUGAAUAGUAAAUAUCAAAACUCAGGAUGUAAAUUGAAAGAAGAUGCUCCAUCUGAUGGAUUAUAUAAUUAAUCAAAAUAAAGUGCUGAUUUUAAUGGGAACCUAGAGUUCUCAAAAAAUAAGAGUAAUUCGGUAGCUUCAUCUUUAAAUGGAAUGUCAGAACAUAUUAAUGAUGUUACACCUCCAUUUGGUAAUAAAGUAGAUCUUAAAGGGUUUUAACCUGCAGAUUUAGAAUUAUUCCCUUUCGAACCAAAAUCAGAAAAAAACAAGUAUGAUAAAUUAUAUCAACUCUAAGUUUUCGUUUUUUAUAUGAAUUUUGGCCUUCAUUCAACUAGAUUUUUUGUUAUGGUAGAUUUAUGACAGGUCCUAAAGGUGAUAGAUAUCAUAAUAUAUUUACUUGGAUUAUGAUUAUUGGAAUAAGCACUUGUUUUUUUGUAAUUGUUGCACCAUAUGUUUGGUAAAAAUUGCAUUGGCUUUAUGUUUUAAUUGUAAUUUAUUUAUUUAUAAGUACAAUACUAUUUUUAGUGUUAACUUAAGUAAUCAUAUUAAUUAUAUUUUAAAUAGUUCUCUGAUCCAGGAAUAAUACCAAGAAAAACUAUAUUAGAAUUAUCUGAUUAAAAUACACAUUUUAUUAGUAAAGAAGAUGCUAAAAUUGAAGGAACUGGCGGAUGUCCAGAUAAAAGGAAAAAGAAAUAUUAAAAUUAAGAAUAAAGAAUUUGUUCAACUUGUUAAAUUGUUAAACCAUUAAGAUGUUCUCAUUGUAAAGAUUGUGGAAAUUGUGUUUAAGUUUUUGAUCAUCAUUGUCCAUUUGUUAACAAUUGUAUAGGAUAAAGAAAUUACAGGUUUUUUAUAGCAUUUUUAGUUUCAUUGCUUCUUUUAGCAAUUGGAGAAUUAGGAGGAUUCUUAAUAUUAUUUAUAGGAAAUUUUGGAGAAGGUAUAUCAGGAAAAGAUGGCAUAUGUAAUAUAUAUUUAAAAUAUCAUAUAAGUGAUAUAAAAUUAGACCAUUUUAGUUAUAGUGUUAUUUGCUUUAGGAAUUCCAACGAUCUUAUUGACUUUAUGUAUAUUAGUUUUUGCUUGUUUUCACAUUUGCUUAGCUUACAACGGAAAAACAACGAAAGAACAACUUUAAAAAAAGAAAAUAACAAAUAAAGGUAUUAUACCAUCUACUGUAUGGUGUGAUAAAGCAAAAUCCUUAUUUAAUCUACGUCAAAAAAUUCAUAUUUCAAAAGUUUAAAAAUUACAGCUAGUUGCUUGAUAAUUAAAUCGUUUUUAUUAUAUUUUUUGUUCCAAC
This is a messenger RNA of Paramecium sonneborni, 1294 nucleotides long. NCBI's taxonomy places the organism in Eukaryota, Ciliophora, Oligohymenophorea, Peniculida, Parameciidae. The record is from the annotation of a GenBank genome assembly.